Arxiozyma heterogenica is the source of this 297-nucleotide messenger RNA. It is a transcript of the gene URM1, whose product is annotated as ubiquitin-related modifier URM1. Lineage: Eukaryota; Fungi; Ascomycota; Saccharomycetes; Saccharomycetales; Saccharomycetaceae. Gene Ontology annotation, molecular function: protein tag activity. The transcript has a single exon. The record is from RefSeq and is a predicted model, not a curated record. Gene Ontology annotation, cellular component: cytoplasm; nucleus. Gene Ontology annotation, biological process: protein urmylation; tRNA thio-modification. Bases 1 to 297 code for a protein of 98 amino acids.
AUGGUAAAGAUUACAGUUGAAUUUUUGGGUGGAUUGGACGUUGUAGUAGGUAAAGUAAGAACCCAUGAUGUCACACUUACCAAAGAGGCUGCUAAUGUGCAUGAUUUAGUAGAUUACAUUUGUCAUGAGAUGAUUAAAAAUCCAAAUGAUAUUGAGGUUUUUAUUGAAGAUGGUACGAUAAGACCCGGUAUUAUUACUUUGAUUAAUGAUACUGAUUGGGAAUUAGAAGGUGAAAUGGAUUAUGAAUUAGAGGAUGGAGAUGUUAUAUCUUUCACUUCCACUUUGCAUGGUGGUUAA